Messenger RNA from Myxocyprinus asiaticus (Chinese sucker), 6438 nucleotides. RefSeq names its product sorbin and SH3 domain-containing protein 1-like. NCBI's taxonomy places the organism in Eukaryota, Metazoa, Chordata, Actinopteri, Cypriniformes, Catostomidae. The record is from RefSeq and is a predicted model, not a curated record. The transcript has a single exon. Bases 3544 to 5118 code for a protein of 524 amino acids.
AGUAAUCACUCUUAAUUGAUUAAUCACUCUUAAUUGAAGUCAGUAUUUGAGUUUAUUAGAAUAUGAAAAUAAUACUAUUUUUUUACAGGCUUUAAUUUUUUUAGAUUUAAGGUGUUUGUAAUCUGUUAGAAAAUGAAUAGUUCACCUAAAAUGAAAAUACUGUCAUGAUUUACUUUUUCUUCUGUGCAUCAAAAAAUUUGAUAUUUUGAAGAUUUUUCACACACAGUGGACAGUGGAUCUGUUAAGUUUAAAAAAUGACAAUAAAACACCAAAAAGCACCAUAAAUUAAUUUAUAUGACAUGUGCUCUAUAUUGGUAUGUAAAAGAGCUGCAUGAAUAUUAUUCAAAAAUUCUCCUUUUGUGCUCCAUGGAAAAAAUAACAGCAUACAGGUUUGGAAUGACAUGAGGGUGCACAAAUAUUUAUAUAAUUUUCAUUAUUUAGGUGAACUAUGAUUAAGAUCACAAUGCAUUAUUGUUAGGCCAAUCCAUCACAAUAUUUUCCACAUUCCUUCCUUCACAAUACCACACAAAUAACAUUGCUCAUUUGUCUUUCUUUGUUUUGUUGAAGCUGGCCAUUUCUCACACCUGACACAUAACAGAUGUCCGGUUUGACCUUUAGUCGUUCUCUCCACACUAGCUGUUGUGGUAGCACAUGAGUCUCUGCUCAGUUGGGUGUCCAACUGCUUUAAUUGCAGUCCAAGUUGUGGAAGGAGAGGAAAGGAGUGAUACAUAUUAUUGUUUCCUAAUUAAUUAAUUUAGAUUAAUAGAAUUUACAUAAAAAUGCUUAUUUUGUGUGGGGCAAUACACCUCAACCUAAACAAAACUUCACACUGGCCCUCUUAGCAGCAUAAAAAUCAAAACAGAAAGCGAGCAACAUGUCUAUAAUAGGUUACAAUGCUCAACCACUGCAAAAAGCAAAAUAAAUAAAUAAUAAAUAAUAAAUAAUAAAAACAAUGGAAGUAGAACAACUGUAAAUAGAAUGAUGUAGUUUACUCUUUUCAUAAAUAGUAAAUUGUGAAAGUUAUCAAUGAAUUGUGCAGCUCUAAUGUAGAUAGUAAUGGGGCGAUCUGACUGUAGAGACUCACCCUGCAGAGGAGAUAAACAUGCACUGUGUUCAGGGGUGGUCAGGCAUGAGGGGUCAGCUGUCAUGAGUAAGGUCAGCGAAUGGAAUGCUAGCACAUAUGACCUGGAGGGUAUGCUUCUUGUGUCUGCAGGGGGAGGAAUGUUGCACACACAAGGAUAAAAGAUGAUGACUGUAUCUGUUCAUAGUUAACAUGACCCAUGUUAUGUUAACAGGGGCUUUUUGAAGAUCUUUUUUUGAACUCUUGUUACUGUCUGUUUUCAAUGACCAAGAAAACAUGCUUUGCAUACAGAACAUACAGUGAAGUUGUUUAUCUUGUUUUAUUCAUGGAAAACUUGCAUUUAAACUUUUAUCAUUGUUACCUUAUACAGGGCGUAUUUUACCUGAUCUAACCCUUGAAAAUUAGUUUUGUUGGUGUAACAUAAUGUAUUCAGGUUGAUUAAGUAAUUUUAAAUAAUAUUUUCUGACUUGAAUAAAAGCAGUUAAUUUAGAUGUUAUCACAUGAAGCACAUUUUUGGCUUAGUGUUUGGGUCAGGUGGCAUUAUUCUUGUAUAGCUUUUGGGAUCACUUUUAGGUGUUUCCAGCAUAUCUUGCAUUGUCAGAACUGAUCUACUCAAUGUGAUCAAUAUUGCAGAUAAAUAUGGAUUUUUAAAUGUAUUUUUGUGCUUACUCUUGUCUGUGUUGUACUCAAAAGUUAACUUGUUAUGAACUCCCCUGCCUGUAUUUCAGUGGAUAGCAGUUAGUGACUUGAAAAAUCUCAAGACUUGUGGAGCUUUCUAGUAGCACCUACAUGAGUUAUUGACCACAUUGGGAGUAAGUGCCUGUCUUGGAACAGUUUGGAGGACUCUGUGAGAGGUCAAAGGAAAAACCAUAUUGGCUCAUUUGGAAAUGGAAAUGGAAAUGAGUAGAAAACAGAUGAUGCAUUUGGUUUGACCAGGGAAUUGAAAGUCAGAAACAUCAAGUAAAUGCUAUAUUUUAGAUUUCUGUUUUGCAUUAUACUACAAGCUUUUUAGAAGACUUUGAAGAGAGAUUCUAUGCAUUACACAUAAAUGAAUGCAUUACCAUGGAAGUCACAUGGAUUUUGCAAGAGUAUAGCCUGUUCCAAUUGAUUUGACAUUUAGUGGGACAAAUUCAAUGAGAUAUUGUAAGCAAAAGUGGAAACAAUUACCAUUUCUGUAUUGUGUACUACAGGUACCAUUUCUACUUUUUUUUUUUUUUUACUCUGCUUGCAAGGGGAGAGAGAUUUGUAUGGUUUGCAGUCCAGUUGACAGUUAAUGUCAAAUCCAUUUAAGAUGCAGAACAUUCUGUUCAUUCAGUCUAGACGGAAACAUCAUAAUUUCUAUGCUGUAGCAUUUGAAGGAAAAGCUAGUGCACUGGGGGAAAGCAUCCUCUUCUGUAGAAUAGAUUAUUAGCUCUCAUGUAUUAUCCAUCAUAAAAAACAGUUUUCUAAACAACAGAGGGCCUGUUUUGUCCUCUGUAAUAAAUGUUAAUUUGCUAAAUUAUGAGUGUGUAUUCCAAUCAGUGAAUGUAUAUUGUAGAAAGCAUUAAUUUUAUACCUUCUCACUUAUUAUCUUUUGUUUGUUUUGUAGUUUGUCAGAAAUAAUGGCUCUAGCUGUCUAUAUUAUUUAUCAAUGCCAUUCAACAGUCUCCUGGUCUUACAUUUGUUAAACAGAUCAAGGGCAGAUUUCAAAAUGAAAUCAGCACAUUAAAAAAGAUUUCAAGUUCCAGAACAUGCUUAUUAUUUACAUGCUAUUCUUUUUAAUGUAAGUAAUGUUGAAUUUAUUUUGCUUCCAUAACAGUGCUUCACGAGUUUUUAGAUUGUUUUAUAUGUAUUUUUUAUAUUUUAAAAGUUAAAUCAUGAAACUAUCCUAGAUGUACUACACUGAGGCUUUACAUAAGAGUUUAUAGCACCCUGCUUUAGAGAUGUACUCAGUAAGUUUUGUUUAUGUUGUGCUGGUCAAUAUGGAAGUCAUGUUGGACUUACAGUGACACCUAGAGGAAUGGAUGCAGCAUCAUUCAAACACAACAGAUUUCAGUUACAGAUACCAUUGUAAAAACAAUUACUAUUCAAAAUCAGCCAUGAUUAAUUUAAUCCAUGAGUGAAACUGUCCAAUAAGAGGGUGUUAUAGAGAUUAAGCGAGUAGUAUUCAGCUGGUCAUGUGAUCCCAACAUGGCAGCCCCCAUGAGGGGAACCUCUCCAUAGAAUAAAACAGCUUUUAUAGGUAAAUUAUAUGUCUUUAUCUCAUGUGAGUGCCCAUGAUUUUUACAUAAGUUUCAAAAUUACUGUUCAUUUCUUUAGGAGUGAAACCUUUUAAAAUUAGGAAAAAAUUACUGAGUGUACUUUUGAUGCUCCAAAUUUCUUAAGCAAUUUCAUUUCCUCAAAGAAAGAAAAGGUGUUAUUUUCUACCAUAGUUGCUAGUUGUGUGGUACUAUUGUGUUUAUGCUUGUCGCAAGUGUAAUCUAAUGCACUGUUUGUUCUGUUAUCCUGCAUGCCUGCCAAUGGAUUAUAAAGGUGGGGAUGGCUGUAUGAUUUCACCCUGCUCCUCUGUAAAUAGUCACUCAGUUCUUGCCAGUAAUGCACUAGUUUCUCAAUAUAAGACUAAAAAGCCCUUGUCUGCCACCAAAGCCUGCAUCCCUCAAAUUCUUCCCUCCAAGUUUAAGCCCAAACUAUCUACUAUCACUACUGAUGAGAGCCAGGAGAGAUGGACCAAGCCAACACAGCGGCCCAAAGCACACAGCUGUGAGGAUCUGCACCAGAAUGGAGAUACAACAGAUAGCGAUCACAGGUUAAACUCAGCUUCCAAGGGCUGCUGUUCACCCGAGAGCAGGAACCUUUACAAAAAUGGAUCCGUUGUGGGAUCUGUGAGGAGUACGGCUGAGUUCUCUGCUCUCUAUCGGAACAUGCAUAACAUUCAGAGGCCAAGCUCCCUGGGUUCCAGUUCCCAUGGAAGUGUCCGCUGCCUGGCUUCCCUUUUCGAGAAGCCAGGGGGUGUCAUUACCAUGGAGAGGGCCGAGAUCAUCCCUCGAGAAGCCGUGACGUUCCGGGUGAUGGAGUUUGAGCGCAUCAUUCAGCGUACCAACUCUGCCCCCACACGCUCUGCCUCGAUGCCCAUACUCCCUAGUAACCCAAGCCCUUGCCAUAGCCCUGCACCACUCUGCUUCCUCCAAUCUGCUAUCUCAGCAGAGACUCUGGUCAUGCCAGGGCCUGCACACACUGAGGACUGCCCAGAAAUAGAUCCAGAGGACCAGGCCCACAAAGAGGAAGCUUCUGUUUCAGUAGAGUGCUUGAUCACCUCUGAGCAGAACCACAACUCAAGAACUGACUCCCCUUUGGAAAAUGAGAGCAAAUCAGAGGAGACAGGCAGUUGUACACAUGAUGCUGCCAAAGACACAACCUCAGAACCCACAGGUCACCAUAACCAACAUUUCCACCAUGAUAACUUCCCCCUACACCUCAAACAAAGCAAGUGCAAAGGCACCUGCCCAGCCUCCUGCACCCGUUUCACCACAAUCCUCAGGCAUGAGCGACAACAGGCCAACACCCUGCAAGAGAAGAGAUGUUCUCCUCCAAGAAACUUGCUUCUAAUGGGCCCAGCCCCUUUCUCCUUAAGGAGAUCACUACAUAGUCAACAGGCCAAAAAGACUUGCGCUCUCACUGCCAUGAAACCAAUGGCUGGAGACCCGAUGGAGAACCGUCUCUUCACUCCUAGGCCAAGGCCUGUCAUUCCGCAGCGCCUGUCCUCCUUGGAGGUGCUGGAUAGGCUCAGUAAUGAAGAAAGUUCUCCCUGUGAGGGGUGCAACUCAGAUGACCUUACAGAUGUGGAAUGCACAGAAGCCAAUAAAGAUACCUCUGAAGGUGGCUAUACUAAGAGUGUCAUGAGUGUCAGAUUUUCCACACUCCUUUUUUCUCUCCUGUCUGCUCUUCUGUCAUCACCAAGUGACUUUACUUUUUUAAUUUCUGUAGUGUGCAUUGUGUGGCCAACUUUGUGUGGUUUGCAACCAAACUGGCAUUUUAUUCAUUUCCAUUGUGUUGUGUAAAAGUGUGCCAUAUCACUUCUUUUAUUUUCAGACUUCCACGUCAGCCAUUUAAGACUAUAAUUUUUUAAUAUCUUUAUAGUUCUGUGUCUAAAAUUUGCAACAAACUAAGAUGAGACUUAAAGGGAUAGUUCAUGAAAAUUUAAAUUCUGAAAAUUCUGUCAUCAUAUAUAUUACUCACCCGAAUUACUUUAAUUGUUCUGUGGAACACAAAAGGAGAUGUUAGGAAGAAUGACAGCCUCAGUCACCAUUCACUUUCCUUGCAUAAUUUUUUCCAUACAAUGAAACUGAAUGGUGAGUGUGGCUAACAUUCUGCCUAAAAUCACCUUUUGUGUUCCACAAACAAAAGAAAGUCAUACGGGUUUGGAAUGACACAAGGGUAAGUAAAUGAUGAUAGAAUCUCUAUAAUUUUCCCUUGUCGAGAAUAUGUUAACAGAGUGUUCCUAGAUUCCAGAAUUUUUGUUUAAAAACACAUUAUCAUCCGUCACCCAAUGAUGAACCCUGAGAAGAAUUUUGAAUCUACCCAUCAUUAAGUUUGUUGCUAGCUUUAGAAAAGAUUUCAGGGCUCCCAUGUUUUUCCUUAACAGAUGCAGUAUGAACAUAAAACAGUGUUCCAUGUACUUACAACUUGAACAUCUUAUGAAAGUUUCCUUAAUUUAGAGCUGUGAUAACUUGCAAAUAACAGCCUCACAGAUUUGAUCUUAAAAUUAAAAGACAUACGUAUAUUGCUAAUAGUAUUUAUACUCAAAUGGCAGUUAUGUUUUUUUUAAAUUUAUUAUCAUUUUUAUUUAUUAUUACACACUUGGGUCACACUUAAUUUUCUAUUUCCAAUGCUACAUUAUACAUACCACGUCACACAUUUGUGAAAGGAUUGUCAUAAUGUUGUGUAUUUGCACAUUGUUAAGCCACUCCAUAUCACUUCAUAAUGUUACAUUUUGAUGCAUUCUCUCAACCUUUUUAUUUUGAUAGACCAUGGCUAAUUCUCAUACAGAUCUUAAAACACUAAGUAUUGUACUUAAAUUAAAUACUUAGACGCAUGAAUUAAUUGUAAUUUUAAGCUGUAAGAUGUCUAAGCCAUUGCAUUUUAACAGAAUUUUGGUUAUACAGUAUGUUUUAUUUAACAUUUUGUUUUAUUUUUGUCCUAUCCAGUGUGUCCACAGCUAUAUCAUCCACAUAGGCUCUUUCAGUGCUCUUUAUGAAUUGGCUAUUUAAAUCAGAGCUAUCAAGAGUUGUGCAAUACAUGUGCCAAGACGGAUUUGAAUCACGGCACACUCUUAUCAUGCUAAAAAUACUUAAUAUAAUUGUGCUACUUAUGGGAACAGA